GUCUUUCGAAGGUUUUCGGAUAUUUUCUUCAAGAAAGGAGUGUAAAUGCAAAGAGAAACUGUUUUGGCGAAAAUGAAACUAGCGAGGCAUUGACAACUAUUGAUGUUUCAGUACAAUGUUUUCUGCUUUGUCAAAGCUGGUUAAUUUUAUAUACCAACCCGAAGAUGAGGACUCAAAUGAUGAGGAAGAUGUGGACAAGAAGGAAGUUCCAGCAAAUGGAUCAAGUCAUCUAACACCUGACAACAUUUUGCAAAAGCAGAAUUCUGACUGCUACAAGAAUUUAACUGGCAAUGUCACACAUGUGUUUGAAAAGCAUGGCCUAAUUAAUGGAGAGAUUUAUUUUUCUUUUGAUAAAGUAAUCGACAAUCUCAGUGUUAAGGUUGGUGACCCAGUUGAUGUUGUAGCGAGGCAACAGAAUGGUUGUGGAGUUUGGACAACAGAUCAGGUAUCAAUCAUUCAGGAAAGAUGGGAUGACAAUGAUUUUGAAUGUGACAACCUUGAAGUUGAUAAUGCCCAAUCAGAAACAUCUCAACAGGAUGGUAUUGUGGGUAAAAUAACAAAGUUUGAUGGAGAACAGGGAUUGAUUAAUAAUUAUGUUAGUUUUGAGGUGUGCCAAUUUAUUGAUGAUUUUAAACCAUAUGUAGGUGAUUAUGUCAAGGCAGAUUAUGGAAGUGAUGGGAGUGUGAUGCAAAUUGCAAAUAUUCAGCCAUUACGAUGCAAAGAAAAAGAAUCAAAGAUAACAGCAUUUCAAUUAGAUCAUGGGUACAUUGAUAGUGAAAUAUUUUUUCACCCAGAAGUCUGUGUAAAUGGUUAUAGACCACGUAAAUGGGACAAAGUUGUUGUUAAAGCUGUUGAGAGUGCACAAGGCAAAUGUAACUGGAGAGCUGUUUCUGUUAAGCCAUUAAAUGUUCCUCUUUCUCAAAGUUUAAGUGCCAAAUUCUUGCCAAGUCCAACACGCCAAUCAUUUGUAGAGGAACUAACAAAAGACAAACAUGGUAUAUACAUCAGUGGCCAGACGGAUAUUAAAAAUGUCAAGUUUGGACAGGAAAAGAAGUUGACAAUAUGGAUACAAAAUAAAGGGACAUCACCUCAGAUCUUGAGGAAAUGUCAUAUUCCAUCAGAAACCUCACAGUUUUCUGUUGGAAGUGUUAAAUUUUUACAAGAAUACUCAGCCAUGAUCAAAUCUGGAAAUUCAACAAUUAAAGACGAAUCUGUUACCAUUUUUCCAGCCAUGUCUGUAUAUGUCAAUAUAACUUUUAAUGCAAGAGCACAUGGACAUGAGAAACAACUACUAGUUAUAGUAUUUGAUGAUUUCAAGAUAGGACGAUAUCUCACCGCAGAAGUAAUAGAUCCUUACAUGUCUAUGGUGAACCAUACUGGUUCUUAUACUGGUACCAGGAGUGAAGCUUUCAAUAGGUACAAGACUUCAUCUAGGUCUGCUGAGACUUGGAGAAUAUCAGGAGAAAGGCCAAGCAGUAAUAGCAAAUUUGCAAAAAGGAAGUUUUUACCAAACAAACUGAAACAGUACCCUGUCCCUACACCUCUUAGAGAAUGUAUUAUGGAGAAUGAUUAUUUAGUAGACCACUAUCCAGUUCUUACAGAGGAGCUAACUUUUGAGAACUAUACCCAGAAGUUUGAUACACUGAUUCACUUAGAAGAAAUACAGAUGGAGAUUGAUAUAAGGGAGUUUGAUUUGGAAAGGGUUUGUAUGAGAAGAAUAGGAGAAUAUUUGGGAUUGAAGGUACCAGGCCUAGCUGAGGGAAGACCUUCAGUCCUAAUUGGUGACAGAGUUAUGCUGACAGACCCAGGUGAUCCUGAUGGUCCAUGUUAUGAGGGAUGUGUUCAUGAGUUACUGAAAGAUGAAGUUCUUAUGAAGUUCAACAAGACAUUCCAAGACUACUACACAGGAAAAGAUUAUGAUGUCAUGUUUACAUUUAAUAGGGCACCUGUCAGAAGAUGUCACCAGUCUGCAGAGUUUGCUGUACAGUUAGGAGAAAAUGUACUAUUUCCAACUGUUCUCAUACCAAAGAUGUCACAGUUGAGAUCACUAUCCCAGAGUGCAACAGUGAAACCGCUUGAUUCUAGUCCAAGUAAAAGCCAGCAGAAACAAAUCAAUUAUUACAAUAAAUCAUUGAAUGCCAGACAAAGAGCAGCUGUGAUCAGGAUAUUGGAGGGACAAUGUCGACCAGUGCCUUAUAUACUAUUUGGUCCACCUGGAACAGGGAAAACCAUGACAGUGGUAGAAAGCAUUCUACAGAUUUUACAUAAGAUUCCGUCCAGUCGAGUUCUGGCUUGUACACCAUCUAACAGUGCAGCUGACCUCAUAGCUGAGAGAAUACAUGAGAGCGGACAAGUAAAGACAACAGAUAUGGUCAGAUUAAAUGCUAGACAGAGAAAUCUAGAGGUUAUAUCCGAGAGUUUGAAGCCAUAUUGUUUGAAGGGUGAUGAUCUUGACACUGCCUCACACUACAGGAUAGUUGUGUGUACAUGUGUAUCAGCUGGUGUGUUGUAUUCUCUGGGGAUCAAAGCAGGACAUUUUACACAUGUCAUAAUUGAUGAGGCAGGACAAGCUACAGAACCAGAGUGUCUAAUAUCAGCAUGUUUAAUUGGUGAUGAAACUGGUCAGGUUGUCCUAGCAGGUGAUCCCAUGCAACUAGGACCAGUAUUGAGAUCAAAAUAUUCCAAAGAAUACGGCCUAGAAUUAUCAUUUCUAGAAAGGUUGAUGAGCAGACCAUUGUAUGAUAGGAAUGAAGCCAUGUUUGCUGAUCAUGGGUGCUAUGAUCCUUUGUUGGUGACAAAGUUGGUUGAAAAUUACCGGUCCCAUCCAGCCAUACUAGGAUUACCAUCAGAGUUAUUUUAUCAUGAAGAACUCCUGGUGAAGGCAGAUAAACAUCUGAUACACAGACUAUGUAACUGGUCCAUGUUACCUACAAAACAUUUCCCUGUUAUAUUUCAUGGAGUGAGAGGAACAGAUCUGAGGGAAGGAAACAGUCCGUCCUGGUUUAAUCCUGUAGAAACUGUACAAGUAAUCAGAUAUCUCCAGGGAAUACUCAAUGAUCCUGAUGUGAAAGUGGAACCAGAAGACAUUGGUAUCAUUACUCCAUAUCGUAAACAGGUAGAGAAGAUUCGACUGUUGAUAGAUAAACUUGGUAUGGCCUCCAUUAAGAUUGGUUCUGUUGAGGAAUUCCAGGGACAAGAAAGACAAGUUAUCAUUAUAUCUACUGUUCGUUCCAGUGAGAAGAUGCUAGGAUUUGACAAGAAACAUACACUGGGUUUCCUAAGUAAUCCUAAGAGAUUUAAUGUGGCCAUCACCAGAGCACAGUCACUACUUAUCAUUAUAGGGAAUCCAUAUGUACUUGUACAGGAUGAGUACUGGCAGUCACUGAUACAGUAUUGUAUAGACCAUGGAGGUUAUACAGGGUGUAGUAUACCUGGAUAUGAGGGAUUGGAGGAGGACCCUAAUGAGGAGGGCACUACAUCCUCAGAUGUAAUUGGUUUGGGUGAACCUGGAUAAUUCUGGAGUGAAUUAGCAGAUGUCCACAUUAUGACUGUGAAAAUGUCCCAAUUCACUGCUUGCUGGUUCAUUGAAGAAGAAGAAAAGAGUUUGCCAUAAAAUAGAUUAAGUAGUGUUAACAGAUCUAAAUGGUAAUUCUGAAAAAGACUGAGAUUGUCUUGUGAUGAUAGAAUUCAGGAGAAUAUUCUUCAAAUAUGUGGUACAUACAAGAGGAGAUCAAACAGACAUCUUAGAAUAUUUUAGAUGGAAUGAUGAGAACUUGGUUAAUUAUGAUAUUUGAUUAUCUUGUUACAUCAUUAGAUAUUAAUAACUAAAUUGAAAAACAUGGAGAAAAAUCAGACGUAUUUUGACUAUUUUAGGAUUAUAUUAUUUACCUUUAUAUAUAGUCAUAUUUUUUUUACUGUAAAUAAUUACUUAGGAUUGUUUAAUUUAAGUAUUAUCAUGUGCCAGUACACUUGUUAUUAGGUGCCAGUAAAAAGAUAUCUAGUCAAAAUUUAUUCAUCUUAUAUAAUGUUUGUUUUUAUUUUAACCUUUAUCAUGUGAUUGAACAUAGCAUCAUCAGAAAAUAUUUUUGAAAACAGAUUUUCAUGUUUCUGAGUUGUAGGGUUUUAUUCAUUAAAAAAGGGGGGACUUUCCAGUUUUUAGACAAUAACUCAAAAAUCCUUUCACCAACUCGCAAGAAAUUGUGGUGAAUUGUUUAUAUCUAUUGACAUGACCUCCCUUUAGAUUUUUUAUAAGUUUUAGAUUUUAUAUUUCAGAGUAAAAGGGUUUUUAUUCAAAAAAGGGGAUUUUCCCGUUAUUGGACAAAAACUCAAAAAUGCUUUCAAAAUUUUUAUGAAACUUUGCUGAAUUGUUUAUUUAUUAUUGAUGUAAGCUCCCUUUAGAAUUUCAUAAAGUUUAUUUUUUACAUUUCUUUUUAUUCUUUCAAAAGGGUGAUUUUCCCGUAUUUGGAUAAAUAAUCAAAAAAUGCUUUCAGCAGUUCUUAUGAAACUUUGCUGAAUUGUUUAUGUCUAUUGAUGUAAGCUCCCUUUUGAUUUCAAUCAUUUCUAAUAUGACAUAGGGAAUUAAUUGAACUUAAUUUGUUUUGCAGUCUGACAACAGAUUUACUAAGUAUUGCGCAACAGCACAGUGUAUUGCAAAACAGCAAGAAAUCUUUAAUUGAAUAUAAAUUCAACUCAUAUAACCAAUUUCAAUUUCUUUAACUUAAUUAUUAAGGCCAGGAUUUUUUAAUUUGUUGGUUUACAGAUCCGCCGACCCGAUUUUGCUGAUUUCCAGAAUAAAAAUAAAAUUAA
Messenger RNA from Mytilus trossulus (common blue mussel), 4806 nucleotides. RefSeq names its product RNA helicase Mov10l1-like. Gene Ontology annotation, cellular component: P granule; cytosol. Bases 116 to 3514 code for a protein of 1132 amino acids. NCBI's taxonomy places the organism in Eukaryota, Metazoa, Mollusca, Bivalvia, Mytilida, Mytilidae. The record is from RefSeq and is a predicted model, not a curated record. Gene Ontology annotation, molecular function: helicase activity. The transcript has 20 exons. Gene Ontology annotation, biological process: regulatory ncRNA-mediated post-transcriptional gene silencing.